AUGGCAGGUUUGAUUGUGAACGUAAUGACACUGAGUGUCUUCUUUCUUCCUGGUGCUUUGGCUACUUGUUCUGAACAAGUACACCUCCAUAUCACUGCACCAGAGACGAUGGAAACACUGGAAGGAUCUUGUUUACAAGUCCCAUGUAACUAUACCGCUGUGGAUGGAGGAGAUGCUGACUUUAACAAAAAUAGACAGAUAUUUGGACUGUGGAUGGAAAAACAUGCUGAUGCUACACAAGAUAACAUCUAUCCUACCACAAUUAUUGGAAACCUGAGUGAGAACAACUGCACCUCUCUGUUUUCUAAUGUGACCAAAACCAACAGGUACUUGUUCAGGAUUAAGAAUGAUCCAUUCAAGGCUACAGCUAAAUGUGAUGGUCUUCAAAUUAAGGUCAAAGAUUAUCCUUGGAUCCCCACCAUGACCAUCUCAGGUGAUCUGAAGGAGAAUGAGCGUGUCACUAUAACCUGCUCAGCUGUCACUCCCUGUCCACACUCCCCUCCUGAACUCACCUGGAAUCUCCAACAAGACUCUCACACACAAACAAAGAAAAACAAAGAUGGAACCUUGACAACUAAAAUCCAGAAGAUCAUCACUCUGUCAGACACACAUGAUGGAUACACCAUCAGAUGUUCUGCCAGAUAUCCUGUGGAUGGAGGAAAACGUUUUAAGACAUCACAGACAGUAAAGACUCUCAGUGUGUCAUAUGCUCCUAAGAACACCUCAGCAUCCAUCAGUCCAGCAGGUUUGGUGUCAGCAGGUAGCUGGGUGAACCUGACCUGCUCCAGCAGAGCCAAUCCUCCCGUCAGCAGCUUCACCUGGUUCAAGAAAAGAGAACAUGGAGACCUGGAAGUAGCUGUAGGAGACUUUUACAGCCUGAAUGUAACAGAUGGAGGAGUUUAUUACUGUGUGGCCUUGAAUGAUGUGGGAAAUCAGACAUCCAAUAACAUUUUUCUCAAUAUCAGAGAUUCCCCUUGGCGACCUACAACUAACAUCUCAUGUGAUCUGGAGAAUGAGCGUGUCACUAUAACCUGCUCAGCUGUCACUCCCUGUCCACACUCCCCUCCUGAACUCACCUGGAAUCUCCAACAAGACUCUCACACACAAACAGAGAAAAACAAAGAUGGAACCUUCACAACUAAAAUCCAGAAGAUCAUCACUCUGUCAGACACACAUGAUGGAUACACCAUCAGCUGUUCUGCCAGAUAUCCUGUGGAUGGAGGAAAACGUUUCAAGACAUCACAGACAGAAGUGACUCUUCGUAUUUCCAGCGUCCUGCCUGACGAUCCGACAAGUACUGCCACAAACCAAGUCGUGUACGUCCUCCUGGGAGGAACCUUUGUCACCGUGGUUUGCCUGCUCGUCUACGUUUGGAAGCUUAAGACGCAUCAAAACCAACCCAAGACUCGGAAACCGGCAGGCGAGACUCUGCAGAUGCCAGACAGUAACACGAGGGAAGAAUGCCUUUAUGAAGAUAUGAAUCGCUUCAAGACGAGACCUGAGCCUGCCGCCAUCUCAAUGCUGGUCAGUGGACGGCAGCGGAAGACGGUGGACCCACAGGACCAAGUGUCAGAGCCAGGAAACCGGUCCACACAGACUCCUGGCAGCGCUGACGCUCUUUAUGCUCAAGUCAGAAAGAAAAAUUGUCUUGUGUAAUGGCACAUUGUA
Messenger RNA from Cololabis saira (Pacific saury), 1668 nucleotides. Its product is annotated as B-cell receptor CD22-like. Lineage: Eukaryota; Metazoa; Chordata; Actinopteri; Beloniformes; Belonidae. Bases 1 to 1656 code for a protein of 551 amino acids. The record is from RefSeq and is a predicted model, not a curated record. The transcript has 8 exons.